Molecule: messenger RNA, 1934 nt
Organism: Manis pentadactyla (Chinese pangolin)
Lineage: Eukaryota; Metazoa; Chordata; Mammalia; Pholidota; Manidae
Product: bromodomain adjacent to zinc finger domain protein 2B-like
Exons: 6
Coding region: 840-1934 (364 amino acids)
Source: RefSeq, a predicted model, not a curated record
UUACAUUUUUGCUCCCAAAGAAGUCAAGCAAUCACGUUUUCUAAGAUUGUUGUUGGCUAUCAAGUUAGUUUUGUCAUAAGUAGAAUCUGUUUAGAACUGCCACUUUUAAAAAUUGCUUUCUAAUUAAAGUUUGCUUUCAUAGAGUCUAAAAUAUCCAAAUGUAUUCAGAAUUAAAGCUUAAUUAGUUUCCCGCCAGGAAAUAUAAUGCUGAAAUUACUCAAUUUCUAUGUAAGAGGAGAUUUCUUUGUAUAAUUUGAACAGAAAUUUUUUCAGUCUGAAAGCAUGGGAUCAGGAAUUAUCAUUGGUCAUUGCUAGAGUUAAUUUUUUCAGCUAAGUUUUAUUUUUAAAAUAUAUUCUAAUUCCAGAGAGAUCCAGAAUAAUUCUUAAAAGUCAAUAUAUUCUGUAAUUUCUGGAAACAUAUUUCUUAAAUUUCUUUAAUUCUAAUUUUAUUGCCAUUGACUUAAUACUCACCGUAAGGCAUUUUUGCUUAAAACUCACGUUAUUUUCUCUAAAAUAUAUGAAGAGAAGGUUUUCUUGUACAUCCUAAUUUUGUUACAUUUUAAAGGCUCCGAAUCAUUUAUGCUAAGAAAGCAGGCAAGAGAGACACUUCAGGUGGCAUCGAUCUUGGAGAAGAGCAGCACGCGUCGGCCACCCCCACAGCAGGAUACAAGCGAAGAAGGAAGGGCGGCGACAGUGACGCUGAUGGCAACGAGGAGGAGGAGGAGGAGGAGGAAGACAAGGAAGACAGAAAAGGAAAGAAAACUGAUGUCUGUGAAGAUGAGCAACAGAGUCAGUACAGAAGGGAGCUCUUCGAUGCGUCUCACUCUUUACGUUCAGUGAUGUUUGGCCAGGAUCGUUACAGACGUCGGUAUUGGAUUUUUCCCCAGUGUGGGGGGAUUUUUGUAGAAGGCAUGGAGAGCGCUGCAGGGCUGAAAGAAAUUGCAAAAGAAAGAAAAAAACGAAAAAAAGCAGAAAGCAUCCAGACCAAAGAAAUAUUUGAUACUUCUGACGACACUUUAAAUUGUUCAAAUCCGGAUCAUUGUGAGCAAAAGGAAGAUCCUAACGAAAAAGAUAACACAAAUCUAAUUCUUCAGAAUCCUGGCUCUUUUUCCAAACUAAGCAAGCUUUUAGAAGUAGCUAAGGUGCCUCCUGAGUCAGAUGUAACGACCCCCAAACCAAAGAGCGGUGCAGAUGGGUGCGCACUGCCUCACCAGAACCGUGGGAGACACUCACCGGGCAGCAUGCAGCCAACGGUGACACAGAACAGCGUGGAAGGGACAGACUCGAAUCUGGUCAGUACCGGUUCAGGUGGUGCAGGCAAGGUCUACAGUCCUCUCCCCAGGGACCAGUUGUUACUGCCAAGAACACCUUGGGAGGACGCUUCCCUUACCCAAGCCGAUGCGCCAGCUGCUUCUUCACCAACUCCUCGGGCCCAGCCGCCCUCUAAGUCACCUGCAGCUCUUGAAGUAGCCAAACCAGUAGAUUAUCCUAGUCCAAAGCCUAUUCCAGAAGAAAUGCAGUUUGGCUGGUGGAGAAUUACUGACCCAGAGCAUUUAAAAGCUUUGCUCAAAGUGCUACAUCCCAGAGGCAUAAGAGAAAAGGCAUUACAAAAACAAAUUCAGAAACACCUGGAUUACAUCACUCAAGCCUGCAUCGAGAAUAAAGAUGUUACCAUUAUUGAAUUAAAUGAAAAUGAAGAAAACCCGGUAACUCGAGAUAUUGUGGAGAAGUGGUCAGUAGAAGAACAAGCAAUGGAAGUGGAUUUGAGGAUUCUUCAACAGGUAGAAGAUCUGGAAAGGAGAGUCGCAUCAGCAAGUUUGCAAGUAAAGGAAAAUCUGCAAGAAUCUAGUCCUGAUUCUGUAGAAAGCCGAAUUACUCUACUAGCUCCUGUAAACACAGUUCCUGUGUCUCUCUUUCAGUUUUCUCUUUUGUAA